This is a messenger RNA of Anopheles coustani, 4151 nucleotides long. RefSeq names its product BOS complex subunit NOMO1. Gene Ontology annotation, cellular component: endoplasmic reticulum membrane. The coding region runs from base 81 to 3734 and encodes 1217 amino acids. NCBI's taxonomy places the organism in Eukaryota, Metazoa, Arthropoda, Insecta, Diptera, Culicidae. The record is from RefSeq and is a predicted model, not a curated record. Gene Ontology annotation, molecular function: carbohydrate binding. The transcript has 3 exons.
AUCAGCUCCUCGAGGAGCUCAGAAAGUUACAAAUUUUCACAGACUCCACACCGGUUACGAAUUUUCGGUGAAUUUCUAACAUGAGGCAACCGCGGAGCAUAUCCUUUUCUGCGGUGCUUGCAUUGUGCUUGCUGGUUCUGUGCGAAAAUAGCUCCGCAAAUGAAGUGUUCGGCUGUGGGGGCUUUGUGAAAAAUGUCAACUCCGAUCUCGACUCGAGCAAAGUGGAAGUCGGGCUGUACACCCCACAGGGGAGUUUAAAAAUCAAAACUGAAUGUUCCCCCUCGAACGGGUACUAUUUUAUCCCGGUCUAUGAUAAGGGCGACUACGUGCUGAAGGUUAUCCCACCGCCCGGUUGGAGCUUCGAACCGGAGCAGGUUGAGAUCAAAUUCGACGGCCAGUCCGACGUGUGCAGCCAGGGUAAGGACGUGAAUUUCCUGUUCAAAGGAUUCGGUAUUACGGGCCGAGUAGAAUUCCAUGGUACAUCGCCGGCCGAGGGAGCGAAAGGUGUACGGGUGGAGCUUGUCGCUGAGGAUGGCGGUAAUACAUUUGGACAAACGACCACCAACGGCAAUGGAGUGUUUUCGUUCACUCCUAUCAAACCCGGUCGUUACGUGGUGAAGGUACAGCACCCGAAGUGGCACUUUGUCCACCCGGAGUACAAGGUUACGGUUGCGAAGGGCAAUACUGAGAUACCUUCCGGUGCACUGGUCGUUUCGGGUUACGACGUCGAGGGAAGUGUCUUCAGUGAUGGACAGCCGUUUGGUAAUGUGGGACUCUUUCUGUAUGAGGCGAAAAAUCAAAAAUCCAUGGUAAAAUGUUCAAACGAUAAGGAAACGAUUGUACUGGAUGCAGGCAACGCGGCCUACUCUUCGAAGCCACUCUGUUUCACCACACCGAACAAAAACACAGGCAGCUAUGUUUUCGCCGGUAUAUCCAAAGGAAAAUAUCUCAUUCGGCCGCACUUUAGCGAUAGUAAAAUCAAAUUCCACAUUCGUCCCGAAGUGCUCGAGCUCGAGGUUGGCAACGAUGGUUUACGGCUGCGGGAGAACUUUGAGGUGACCGGUUUUAGCGUAUCGGGUCGCGUGCUUAGCGCACCGGGUGGUCCAAGUGUUGCGAACGCUCAGGUUAAGCUAAAUGGUCGUGAAAUUGCACUGACCGGAUCGGACGGUACCUACACGCUGGACAACAUCCAGGCUGGAACGUACACGAUUCAGGUGACUGCAGAGGACUUCCAGUUCAAGGAUCAUAUCGUGAAGGUUUCGUUCGCAAACCCAUCACUGCCGGAUGUUGUUUCCUCCGCGUUUAAGGUGUGCGGACAUGUCGUGACGAAGUCGUCGUACACCGUCGUUAUAAACAGGAAGGGAUCCACGAUGAUGGUGGAGGUACCAAGCCAUGGCAGGACGAACGAAUGGUGCACUUUCCUGGAGAACGGCGAGUACACGGUGCAGGUGCAAACGACCGAACGGGACCGCGCCAGUGGUCUUCAAUAUUUCCCGGCGACGCAAAACAUUGAAGUUAACUACGAACCAUUGAAGGGGAUCGUCUUUUCACAGCUUCGUGCGACGGUAACGGGAGCUGUGCGCUGCCUUGCCGAUGCAUCUUCGUGCGAGGAUCUGCCCGUCACAUUGCAAGCGCUCGAUGUGAAUGGAAAUACGGUUGGCCUGCCGGUGACGGCUCAGGUGGUCCGCGGCUCGGGAAGCUAUAAGUUCGAAAGUGUGCUCCCGGGAAGCUACGAAGUGAGCGUCCCAAGCGGUAAACUCUGCUGGCAAUCGAACACCGUCAAAAUCAACAUCAAAUCGACCCAGGAAACGGUACCGGAUUUUGUGCAAACUGGCUACAUCGUGUCGGUGCUUUCUAGCCAUGGUGCAUCGAUGGCUUACCGGUGGAAGGGAUCAUCUCCAGCGGGUGGAGAAGCGAAGGAAGAGGAGAUCGUGCUAACCGCCGGCAUGAACAUGUUCUGCGUGAAGCGUGCUGGAGAGUACACAAUGCGACUGAGUGGUUGCCAUCGGUUUGACGAAGCGACCCCGUCGCAGUUCAGCACCGACAGCUCGGACCCGAUAGCCGUGAACGCCAAAAGCCACCGGAACGUAGUGAGACUGAUCGCUGACGAAAAGGAACGCUUCCACGUGCAGGUGCUGCGGGAUGGUGGGGCGACCAGCAACGAGGUGGUCGAGUUCGAACUGACCGGAGAACGGGACUCGGCGGGUGAAAGUGGUUACGUUUACCGUAAGGAAUUUUUCCUCGAACACGGCGAACGGAUCACGCUCCGUCCGCAGAGUGAAGUAAUGCUUUUCAACCCGACCCAGCUGGAAGUGAUGGGUGGAAACGAUUGUACGGAGGUCGGCUCAAAGUUGCGUGCCACGAAGGGAUUACUCAUAAACGGUCGCACUAACCCACCAGUCAAGGACGCUACCAUAACGCUGGUGUUUCCGAAGCACAUGGAGCAUGCACCACUGGUUGCGCUUACCGACGAGCAAGGAACGUUCCGAUUCGGUCCUAUCGAUCCCACGCUCCCGGUCGAACUGUCCGCUGAGAAGGAAUCGUACGUGUUCUCUGCCUACGACCGUGCCACAAGCUCGUUUAACGGACACAAGCUUUGUGAAAUCAUCGUUACGGUUAAGGAUGACGCUGGUAACCGGCUUCCGGGUGUUCUGUUGUCCUUGUCGGGGGCGGAAAGUUAUCGCAAGAAUCUAGUCACCGGGGAGGACGGAACGAUAAAGUUCCACUCGCUGUCUCCUAGCGAAUAUUACCUGCGGGCGAUGAUGAAGGAGUACGAAUUCCGACCGAACUCGAAGUUGAUCGAGGUACGUGAAGGGGCUACCGUGAUGGAAGAGCUGGUUGGCACUCGGACACAGUUUUCAAUCUUCGGUUCGAUCACUUCGCUCAACGGUGAACCCUUCCCGAACGUGGCGGUCGAGGCGAUGACGGACGAAAAAUGUGGCAACGCGCUCGAAGAGGCGACGAGCGAAUUCAACGGCCAGUACCGCAUUCGGGGCUUGACUCCCGGCUGUCAGUACCGUGUGAGCGUACGCACCGGUACCGGACCAUCGGCAACGGUUGACCGAUCGAUUCCCCGCCAGCGCGACGUCACCAUCGGCAAGACGGACACGCGUGACGUCAACCUGAUCGCCAUCAGUCCGCUCGCGUUCGUGGAUGUGACGGUGCGCGUAGUGGCGUCGGAGCUCGACCACUACAAAACGCUCAAGGUCGCGCUGUACAAGAAGGGCAGCGAUUCGCCGGUUCAUUCGCAGCGCAUCGAAUCACCGCUCAAUCCCAAGUCCAAGGUGAACCCCGGCAUUAUGGUGUUCUUCCCGCGCAUUCCCUUCGACGGCAAGAACUAUCACAUCGAGCUGACGUCGACGCUAUCGGAGAAAAGCUACCGCUACAGCCUUUCGGCGGUACCGUUUGUGGCCAACACGAGCAGUUUCUAUGCGGAGCUGCAGUUCACGCCGGAACUGCGCACAACGGAAGGUGAUCUCAAUCAGAGCUCGCUGUCGGCGAUCGUACUGAUCGCGAUCAUUGGUUUCGUGUUCUUCAAGCAAGAGCUUGCAUUCGAGCUUUUGGGCCUUCUGUGGGCCAAGGUGGGCACGGUUGCGGGCGGAUUGAUUAGCAGUAACAAAGCGACAGGGAAGGAUCUUAAGAACGACGCCGGGUACAUUGAUACACGCGAUAUCGAUGCACUCGCAUCCAACAUCGACGGUGUGAAGAAGAAGAAAACCAAAAAGGUUUCCUAAGCAAAGGAACCCAAUCGCGGCCUAUAACGGUAGGUAGCCAGGCGUGAUGCUCCGGAACAUUCCGGGUGAAAAAAGACUCAUACGAACGAGAAAAGUGUAACGCGAGUCGAAGUCGAACAAUUUUCGAAAUAAACAACCGGUGCGUGGUAGACAAAUUUAAACACUCGUUUUUAACGUUGAUUUUAAAGCUAAACUGAGAAUAGCCACCGAUUAAUGCAUAUCAUUUUUCAAUUAAACUUGGAAUCAAAUCAGUUGAAUUGUCAUCAUAUGAAAUUUUCCAAAAUUAUUAUUAUUCAUUUCAGGACGUUUCUUAAUUGAAUAGAGAUUUAAAAGGAAAAUAAGGAAAGAUUAAACAUCGUUAAAAAGUAUGACUUUAACAGUUUUUAAAUUAUUUCAUCUUUUAUUAAAGGUUUCUCG